UCGGGAUUCGAAAUGUCCAAGCUCCAAGGGGGCGUCAGCGAUCCGUACCACACCACUGUCAAGGGUGGCAUCAGCGACGACGGCAGCGAGACGUCCAUCUUGGCUGAAAACCUGCAGCACAGGGUCAUGAAGCACACGGAGAUUACGGUUGAGGAAUCGAGUCCGAGGAAUCGCAGUUGAUGUGAUGACACGGCGCGCACCGAUCGCGCUGGGUUCGGGGGAGGGAGUUUCUGGAACACGACGCGGGAAAGGGGCCAAGGCACAGAGGAAAGCGGGGACGGGAAUGGAAAAAAAAAAAGGAAAAAAAAAGAAGAAAAGAAAACGACAGAUAAACCCCCGAGAGAGGGUAAUGGAUGUUGGGUCAGCGGAUAUUCGACCAUGUAUUAAUUAUUCAGGGACGGUGUCGGGUUUUACGGAGGAUUGGGAGCGAUGCGAGUACUCUUCUUGUGCCUUGAGACGUCCACUUUCUACAAAUCAUGACGGCAUGCCAAAUGGGAAUACCUCACUCUGUUACCACACAUGUAUGUCGUUUGCUUCGACUGCUUCGACGUGCAUUCCGACUAGGGCAUCACCAAACGGGCGUAUACCCCGGUCCCGUUGUGGAGGUACGGUACUCGGGGAGUCAGUCCAUGCGUCGAUACAGCUGAAAAACCAGCGGUGUACGUCAUGACCGGUGGGGAUUCGCCAGUUCUUUGCGUUUAUCGCUCGCGGUUAACCGGUAGUCGCUAAUGUAUCUGUGUAGUCCAUAGUGAUGGCUGUUAACCCUUUGGGCGCUCUAUAACCUCAUACGUCUAGUUCGUUCACUCGCAGACUCACAACCUCAACC
Sodiomyces alkalinus F11 is the source of this 826-nucleotide messenger RNA. RefSeq lists its product as hypothetical. The transcript has a single exon. NCBI's taxonomy places the organism in Eukaryota, Fungi, Ascomycota, Sordariomycetes, Glomerellales, Plectosphaerellaceae. Bases 185 to 670 code for a protein of 161 amino acids. The record is from RefSeq and is a predicted model, not a curated record.